CACUCCUGGAGCGACGUGCGCAAUGACGUCAAAAUGGGAAAUCGAAACUGACAUGGAUUUCCCGAGUAAUGUCUAACACCUGAUCAUAAAGCACAAUAUCUGGAAAAAAGUUCAGUAUUAAAGCAGCACUGACAAACAAGCCCGUCUCAUCGUCCUGGCAUCUGAAGAGUUCGCUGAAAAACCCAAGAGAGGCCACAGGACUCGAGUACAUUGAUGGUUUGGUGUGUAUAGUCUGAUUGCAUCAUGGCCCAACCAAAACCACUCUUCGUGCCCUGGUUGUAUGAACAAAUCCAAAGUGGAAGUUAUCCUGGAGUGUGUUGGACCAAUAAAGAACAAAGACAGUUUAGCAUUCCAUGGAAGCACGCUUUAAGACAGGACUCCAACAAUGUUGAUGUCCUCAUAUUCAAGGCGUGGGCUCAGACGAGCGUCGCUGGAGAUGGCAGGAUAAACGGAGAUCCCCCUGUUUGGAAGAGAAACUUCCGUAGCGCUCUUCGUGCUAAAGGCUUCAAGAUUAUAUUUGACAGCAAGAACGAUGCCGCUAAUCCACAUAAAGUCUAUCAGUUUCCAUCUGAACCUCAUUCUGCGGCUUCAGGAUCCGAGGGCUCUCAAGAGACUGAUUUUUCACCAGAACUGUAUGUGGAGGAGAGCGACAUGUUCCCUACACAUCCACCCCAAGGUUUGGAGCAAGAUUUCACAGGACUAAACCUUCAGGAAAGUCCCUCACGAGUUCAUGAAGUUUGGAAUCCAGAUCAGUUAUAUCUGGGGCUCGAAGAACCAGUACUCUUCCAAGAAACCAGUCCAUGUCCAGAAUCCCAGUAUACUGAGAUCCAUUACCAAAUAGUGGACACUCAUGGACAAUUUUCUUCAGCUGAGGGCGCUAUCGGUGGUUUGGGGCAGAUUCCGCCAUCUGAGGGGGCGACGGCUGCGGGUCAUCAUCCUCCAGCAUAUCAACCAGAUGGUGAAGGUGUAGGUCAUCAGGGUAGCAUUCCUGCGACAAAACUGGAGACAUUUUUUCGGAUUAAGGUUCAUUACAAAGGGAAGAUUGUGAAGGAAGAGUUGGUGGAGAAUGAUGCUGGUUUCAGACUGAUGUAUCAGGGAAACAUGGACGAAUCCAUGGGCAGUGCUGAUCUACCAGUGGUCACACUACCUAUUCCUGAAGAUAUUCUGGAUCAGAUCCAGGCCAAGCAUACGAACGAAAUUCUGAAUAAUCUGGGUGGUCUGGAGAUCAGGAGAUUUGAUGGCGUGGUCUGUGGUCACCGUUGGGGAUUGAGCAGGAUCUAUUGGGGUCUAUGCAAACAUGAAAAUAGCCAAACACCCAGAGAGCUCUCCAAAAACACACCUGAAGCCGUCUACAACUUCAGAGAUUAUAUAUCAGGUUUGAUGGACUUUAUUCAGACAAGCUGCGAAUCUCCUUCUUACGCUCUUUACUUCUUUCUGGGAGAGAAGUGGCCCGACCCCAAAAUGAAGCCGUGGGAGAAGAAACUCAUCAUGAUAGAGGUUAUUCUGACUUCACUGGAGGGUUUGAAGAUGAUGGCUGUUGCAAACGGGGCGUCUUCACUGCAAUCAGUGGAGCUCCAGCUCUCUCUGGAGCAAAUGAUGGAGCUGUGUUAGAAAGAUCGGCUGUGACCGAGCAGAAAGACGUGACUGCACGCAUAUAGGGCUCCUGAAUUGCAAUUAUUUCUUAAACAGUUUACUUAGUGGUGACUCCAUGGUUAAUUGUAUUUAUUCAAGGUGCGUGGACUAAUAUUAAUGGUACAAAGUAAUUGUCAAUGAUUCUGUGGAUAAAAAUACAAAGAUGAGUUUACAAGUGGAGUCGUAUUUUAAAUGGAUGGGUUUUAUGGUUGUGUGCUAUCAUGAAAGUCUAAUAUGUUUUUUAAGUCUGUUUUUACACUACUACGGAUCUCUGAUACAAUAUUGAGUCAUGAUGAUGUCUAUUUACAGUAUUUCUUCAGUCUUUUCCUGGCCUGAAUUUCACUGUUGUUUUAUCUUUGACAGUAAUCUGAACUGAAUGUGAGCUCUUGUUCCAUUGAUGUGCCGUGUUUCUUCCUCUUUUUCAGCUGAGAUGAACUAAGGUUUACACUUAGUAUCAUGGUUUCCAGUGAUGUAAAACCUGGAAAUUUCAGGGAAUUUGAUGUGUUUUCCAGGCCUGGAAAAGCACGCAAGUUAAUAAAUCUUCAAUGUCAUGGAAAAGUCAAGAACAUUUCUAUUCUAGAAUACACAUUGUUGUAGUUACGCUCUGUUCUAAACCAUUUCAUUGGAAAGAUACUGAUUCUGAAGAGUAAAACCUGUUGGCAAGAUUUGUGAGUGAAUCAUUUGAGUUCUAUUCAAUAAAUCAACCAAAGCAGUUCACACAUCAGUUUAACAUUUAAUAUUCAGCUAUGUGGAGAGAGUUUUCACUGUGGGCGGAGCUUCUCAGUGUCACACAACAUAAAUAAAAACAAAGAAUCUCACAACCACCUGUUUAGGACACUAGAGGAUACAACUACCUUACAUUAAAUGGACACUAUGUUCACACCACUGAUUCUACAUUCACAAAAAAUAAAUGAACAUUCAAAGUAACAUUUAAAGAACACAGAGUCCUUCACAACGCAUGCAGUAAAUGCAUUGACUAAUUGAAUAAUUAUGA
This is a messenger RNA of Sinocyclocheilus anshuiensis, 2626 nucleotides long. RefSeq names its product interferon regulatory factor 3 (gene irf3). NCBI's taxonomy places the organism in Eukaryota, Metazoa, Chordata, Actinopteri, Cypriniformes, Cyprinidae. Gene Ontology annotation, biological process: immune system process; regulation of transcription by RNA polymerase II. Gene Ontology annotation, cellular component: nucleus. The record is from RefSeq and is a predicted model, not a curated record. Bases 244 to 1611 code for a protein of 455 amino acids. Gene Ontology annotation, molecular function: protein binding; DNA-binding transcription factor activity, RNA polymerase II-specific; RNA polymerase II cis-regulatory region sequence-specific DNA binding. The transcript has 11 exons.